Tribolium madens (black flour beetle) is the source of this 1172-nucleotide messenger RNA. Its product is annotated as pseudouridine-5'-phosphatase-like. NCBI's taxonomy places the organism in Eukaryota, Metazoa, Arthropoda, Insecta, Coleoptera, Tenebrionidae. Bases 363 to 1046 code for a protein of 227 amino acids. Gene Ontology annotation, molecular function: phosphatase activity. The record is from RefSeq and is a predicted model, not a curated record. The transcript has 3 exons.
GCGGGAUCUCACCUUGGCUGUGUUUGAUUAAAAACUUGACUUUUUCAAUAAAUUAUGACUUAAACGAAACAUCAGUUUAUUUAUUAUUACAAACAUUUGAUAAAAUUAUUUCGAAAUGCCUUAUAAAUUUCACGUUUCAGGAAUCUUGGUGUCCUUAAGGCCUGGAAUCGAAUCACGCAUCCAAAGUUAAUUUGCUUCCUUACGUCACUUUGCCCUAUUUAUUUUCACGCAUUCAUUCAGACAUCCCCAUUACUCAUUCAUAAGCUAUCUAAUCAAAAGCGACGAGCUUAAUAUCCGCCAAAUCCUAGUCCAAGGUGAUUCGGUCAGACAUCAGUGCGAUUUGUGCAGUGCAAGACCGCGAAAUGGCUUUUAAAAAAGUGACACACGUUAUUUUCGAUAUGGACGGCCUCCUUAUUGAAUCUGAGUCAGCGUACGACAAGGUCAUCAGCGAAAUCGCCGAGGCUUUCGGAAAGCAAUACACGAAGGACAUCAAAAUCAAAAUUCUGGGAACUCCCGAGCCCGACACUGCCCGAAUUGCGGUCACUGAAAUGGGGCUCCCGUACACAAUUGACCAAUUCCUCGAAAUCUACAGAAGUAAAGUCAGACAAGAAUUACAAAAUCCUCCACUCAUGCCGGGCGCUAAACGCCUUGUGGAGCACCUCCACAAGCACAACAUCCCUAUCGCGGUGGCCACCUCCUCCUCCCAAGAGUCCAUGGAGAUGAAAACGAAAAACCAUCAAGAAAUGUUUAAAUUGUUCCACCAUAUCGUAUGCGGCACUACCGAUCCUGAAGUAAAACACGGCAAACCCGCCCCCGAUAUUUUCCUAGUCUGCGCUUCAAGGUUCCCCGAUAAGCCCCAAGUUGAACAGUGUUUGGUACUCGAGGACGCGCCCAAUGGGGCUAGAGGGGCUAUCGAUGCAGGGAUGCAAGCUGUUCUAGUACCUGCCGCUGAUGUUCCCGAAGAAAAAAGAAAGCCGGCAACUCUUGUUCUAAACUCAUUGCUGGAAUUCAAACCGGAACUUUUCGGACUUCCGGCUUUUGAGUGAAGUUUUUAGACAAAUUUUUAGGCAAUAGGCGAAAAUGCACCAAUUGUUGCAUGUUAAACAUAUAGCUAAAUUAUUUAUUUUGAUGUAUCGUGUUACACCAUGAUUAAAUAAAUUAUUUUACUAUAA